This is a messenger RNA of Acanthosepion pharaonis, 1359 nucleotides long. NCBI's taxonomy places the organism in Eukaryota, Metazoa, Mollusca, Cephalopoda, Sepiida, Sepiidae. The record is from the annotation of a GenBank genome assembly.
AUGAAAUUUACUGAAAGUAAAAAAAUAAUACAAGAUGGUAAUUGUGAAGAAAAACUGUGUUUAUAUCAAUUUUGGAAGCACCUGAAAAUUCUGGAUAAAACUAAAAUACAAAAGUUCAGAUUUUUGAGAUGUGGGUUCAGUGUGACUACCAAAAAGCCCAUUACUGUUAGCCAUGUAGAACCAACAGGAAUAGCAUUUGCAGCAGGCCUAAGGAAAGGUGAUAUUAUAUUAACAGUGAAUAACAAACUUAUCAGUAAUUUUCGUCACAAGGAAUUAGUAUUGAUUGCUGAAAAUGAACGCCUGGUUUUGUCCAUUAUCCCAACUGGAAUUAGAGAGAACACAAAUACAAAUGAAUUCAGAGGACCACAAAUCAAAACUUCCAAAUUUCUUUUUAUGAAAGUUGCUAAAUAUUGUAACAAGGAUUACCACAAGAAAAUGGCACUGGUGGGAGUCCUGACAGAAUAUUCUGAAGAUUGGGAUAUACACAGUCUGUGUUUAUCUUUGGAUAGUCUGUUAAAAGAACCAACAGACCGAAAACUCCUAAAGCACAUUGAACCAUUCAUUCCCCAGCACCAAAAAGACAUCUUUAAGCCAUUGUUGAAGAAGAAAAAACUGUACAAAGACUGCAAACAUUUGGCUUAUAUGCCAAAUAAACCAACUCAAAAACUGAAAUUUCGAAUACUUCGUGGGGAUAAUCCAUAUGGUUUUGUAAUUAAAGGCAGUAGUCCUGUCCACGUGGAAUGGCUUAAUCCUGGAGGACCUGCAGAUUUAGCUGGAUUGUUACCAGGAGACUUCAUUGUUGCUGUCAAUGAGCUUGAUUCAAGGAAUUUUAACCAUGACCAAGUGAUAAAAUUACUUCAGUUUUGUGGCCCAGUUCCGAUAAUUGAUGUGGAAAGAUAUGUAAAUGCCAUUAGUGAAGUGGGAAUUAAUUCAUCAUUUGAUACUUUAUCCAACAUUUCUUCAACGUUCAGCGUGGAAUCGUUCAAUUGGAUCUGCAGUGAAUUUAGUGAUGUCACUGACAGAGAAGGAUGGACUUUUAAAGAAAAGAUGAAAUAUCUUCUUACAGCCAAAGAGAGAACCCAAUUACAAAUGGAUUUCCUCCAGUAUGUAAAUUCAAGGAACAUUGUAAAGCUGUAUCAUAAAUUAGAACCAAUCCUUGAUAGUCCAUCCCGAAGAACUUUAUGGCAAUUUUUACUGACUAAAAUGUCUAGGUCACACCAAGAAUAUAUUCAUUUGAAAGAAAAUUUAUUAGAAACACUUCAUGACAAAUCAACAAAGAAUUUACUUGAAUAUUAUUUGAAUUAUAAAGAAGAAACAAAGAUGAAAGCUGCAUUGGACAUCUACUUGAAAAACAGGUAA